UUAAUUCUGAUUGUAAACCUACGACCGGUAAGAGGCGCUCGUUAGCUUAACGAUCAAGAUGGCGGCCAUUGGCAUUCUGAAUUUACACAAAAGGAGAAAUGCUGUUGAUAGGAUUUACCGAGAGCGAUUAACGCUAACUAACCUGAGAGAUACUGAUAUUGAGAGCAGGUAUCGUCUCGAUAGAGAAAGUAUCGUGUAUUUAAUGCGUUUGAUAGGAGGUGACAUAAGAAAGUCAGGAAGAGGCAGGAGUAUCGACCCCGAAACACAGGUGCUAGUAACUCUACGAUACAUGGCAAAGGGAGAUUUUUAUUCCGAGACAGGCGACGUUCAUGGGGUCUCGCGAUCUAGUGUGUGUAGAAUUAUUCAUAAUGUUGUGACAAGCAUAAACAAACGGCUACACAAUAUAAGAUUUCCAAGAACCAAUGAAGAUAUUCUUCAUACAAAGGUCAUGUUUCAGCGCAGCUGUGGACUGCCCAACUGCCUUGGGGCCGUUGAUGGCACUUUAGUGCCAAUCAUCGCCCCAAAACAAAAUGAAGAGGCCUUUGUUUCAAGGACGGGAUGCCAUGCAUUAAAUGUACAAGCCGUAGCAGAUGCUGACAUGCGUUUCACGGAUGUAGUUUGUCGAUGGACAGGCGCUUCACACGAUGAAAUGGUGUUUGAUAAUUGUGGAUUGAAGGAGCAUCUUGAGGCAACAAACAUCGGCUACCUAUUAGGAGACAGUGGAUACCCAUUGAAACCGUUUUUGAUGACACCGUACCUACAUCCAGGAUCUCCUGCAGAGGAACGCUUCAACAAGGCCCAUAAAAGGGGCCGAGUAGUAGUUGAGCGCUCGUUUGGCGUGCUGAAGGCAAGAUUUCGAUGUCUCAGCAAGAGCGGUGGGUGUCUGCCAUUCGCCCCAGAGAAGUCGGCAAAUAUAAUAUUGUGUUGUUUCAAGCUGCACAAUCUGUGCUUGGAAAGAGGGCUGCCUCUUCCGGACAUUUCAUCAGACAAUGAUGACAGCCAAACGCCUGGUGAAUUCAUAAAUGAAUGUGGAAGAGGAGGAAUACAAAGGCGAAAUGAACUCACCCAACUUUUCUCGAGAUAACAUUUUUUUUAAAAAUGUCAACAUUUUUUUAAAAAUGUCAACAUUUUUUUAAAAAUGUUUUUGGUAACUGCUUAUUACAUAUUAUGCUACUCCUUGUUUGGCAAAGCAAAACCAUUCAUAUAUCUCAAAGUUUGCUUAUUUUCCAGUGUCACAACCUUAACUUAUAUAGAUACUUGAAAGCUUUAUACCUUUUGUUCACUUUUUCACAACAACAAAGUAGUUUAGUGGACUGUAUUUACAUACGUUCAUCAGUCAAUUAUGAUUUCAAAUAUUAAUAUUUACAAUAAUGAACACUUCUGAAGGAACAACUGUUAAUGACUUUUCUAUAAAAUGUUAACAAUAAUUGCAAUAAAAAACAAGAUAACACACAUAAUUAACAUCUAGGUACAUAAAGAUAAACUUUUUAAUUACAUUAACCAAAUAUAUCACCGACUGAUUGAGUUUUGGCCCAUAUUCAUUAAGAAAUUUAGUGUAAGUUAAAUACUCUGAUUUAAUUCAGUUUUAAUAAUGUUAAUACAAGAAAAGAAAUGAUAAAAAAUGCAUCUGUACAAGAUAAUCUGUUGUACUGUAAAGAGAUAUUCGUUCAAAAUGUUUUACAUUACAGUUAUUUUGAAUAAUAAAAAAAAAAAUCAGCAUUCAGAGCUUUAUUAGUUUUAAACUUGAGACAUGGGUGCAUAUGGACCCUGAAUGAGACAGACUAACAUGAAUUAUUGUCAGAAUAAAGUUUGAGUGUUUAUAUGUAAACAAAAGAGUCAUCAUUAGUCAACAAAUGCGACUCCUUUAAAAUUCUCAUUUUCUCCUGUUUUAUUGCCAGCAUGGCGUCCAUUUUCGAUUUCAAUUCUUUCAGCAGUUCAUUUCUAUGCUUGCUCUCUUGCAAGAUGUCCCUCUCAACAUCCAUAAGUUCUGCACUGCAGGUACAUGCAGCUACAAAUAAACAGAAUUGCACACUAGAUGAAACAGUUUUGACUCUGUGUAUAAUCAUACAAUCAAAUUCCCUGUUAUAUGCACAACGUUUGGAAAUGACUUACAAACAGUAAUUACAAUUAAGAAUGGAAUUACAACUAACCAUUCUGAUGAUUACAGAACAAGUUCAUUUUUAAUAAGUUAUGGUUCGAAAAUUUAACCCUGACGAUGACUCACAAAUUGUUUAAGGUAUUCAAAUGAUGUUCUUGUAUGAGUAGUUAAAAUAUUUAAAAGUAAAUAUGAUACCUCUUUGCCUUUUUCUCACAAUGUUAUUCUCUGUAAAAGAAAGUUUCAAAUCGGGUUAUUAUAAAAAUGUGAGAAAAAGAUGUUUUGUGACCCAAAUAAUUAGCUUCUUAUAAUAAUGGAAAUAAACAGUGUUUUGGUGAUUUUCAGCUCGACUUUCGAAGAAAAAUGGGGGCUAUACUACUCGCCCCAGCGUCGGCGUCCAGUUAAAGGUUUAGGGAAAGUUGGGAUUUUUACUUAUAAGUCUAAUACCCUUCAUUCAAUUGACUUUAUACUUCACACAGUUGUUCAGGGCCAUCACAUAAUGAGGUUAGAUAACUCAAUAGUAUUCUUUACAAAGAUUACGGCCCCUGAUUGACUAUGGAACUUAGUUUAAAGUUUUAGGGUAGGUUGGGAUAUUUAUUAAUAAUUUCUAUACCCUUGGUUCAAUUGACUUAAUAUUUCACACUGUUGUUCAGGACCAUCACACAAUGAGGUUACAUAACUUCAUAUCCUUAAUACAAGUUAUGGCCCCUGAUUGGCUUAGAAUAAAGUUUUAGGCAAGUUAAAGUUAGGGCAAGUUGGGAUUUUAAUAAAAAAACUUAUAUACCUUUCAUUCAAUGAACAUAAUAAAAUUCAGAAUUAUUUCCGACCAUCUUACAAGGAACAUAUGUCCAUUUUAGUCCUUACUACAAAUUAUGGCCCUUGAUAUUUUAAUUUACUUUUUUUUUUUUUUCUUUUGAAAGGCACAUUUUUAUAUUCUUAACCACAUUUUCAUAAAGGGAAACCAAGUUAUUUUAAUGACUUGCUUCAUUGUUCAGGCGGGCUGGUGUGAUGUCAGCAUCAAAGUCACCUUAUGUAUCUAAUAAUUUUAGUAAGGUUUGACAUGAAGAGACCAAACUUGGUAAUAUUACAUUAUUUUAUUCACUUUUAAGUCAAAGCGGCGUAGUCGAGCGCGCUGUCUUACAACAGCUCUUGUUUAUUAUAUUCUUAACAAAAUGCAAUUAAUUGUUAUAGGUUAAUCAAACUUCUAACAAAAAUACCUACCUUUCCGUUUCACCUCCAUCUUCCUUUUCACGGGAGGAGCUUCCACACAUGCUAGAUAUUAAGAACAAAUGUAUUAAUUACAUUUCAGCAUAUAUUUCCCUGAUAUGUAUAAAAAAUUGAGAAAAACAGUUGCAUUAAGCACAUUCUUACACAUGUGACUAUGUGAAUCAUCAUUUACUGUUGUAACUUGCCCAUGUGACUUUGUGAUUUUAAUAUACUGAUGUACUUCUUUUGUUCAAAGAUCUUUAUUGGAGAUAAAUAGCACUUAUAUGUGAAAUGUAUAUAAAGUUGUGUUUGAAUUCUGCCAUGGUUAUUUAUUGUUAAAAGUCUUUGUUAUCUAAGUUAUUGAUACAUACACAUAGACACUUCAUCAUUUGGUGUUCUGUCUGGCAUUGUACUGGUACUGGGUGUGACUUGAAUAAGGUGUCAUCAUAAGUUACAAGUAAUAAAUUACCCAAACAUAAAGGAUUAUAUACAUUGCUAAUUGUUUCCAGUUAAAACAAAACAAUGUGUGGGAGCUCAUGAUAAUGAUUAUAUAGUAUGUCAUGAAGCCCAUCUCUAAAUGCACUGUACAAUUUUUUUUAAAUAUUAACUGAAAGUAAUAUGACUCAAUGCAAUAAAGUAAAAUCACUAUAUAUUGGGGGUAUCAAAUACUGUUAUGACAAAUUGUUAACAUUUGGUUUAACUAGUUUCAUACCAGAUUUAUCAGUUUCAUACGAACGGGACUGCACACUGGACUUUUCAAUAUUUUCGGUCAACAGCUUGUCUAGGUAUAUCUCUGCUUCUGAAAUUCAAAAGUAAUAUAAAAAAAUUCUUGAAAUAUAUUUAAGUGUUUUAUGCAUGUUAAUAAGUGAAAUAAAAAUGAUAUUUUACUGAUUUAAACAGUGAAAUGUUACCAAAAACAUAUGUAAUUCAACCUUUGUGUGUACUAAGUGCAAGUCAAAAACAUAGUGUAUUAUUGAUUUGAGAAGAGAAUGAAUUUUUGUAAUAAUUAUAAAAAAAAACACGUAUAGGAAAACAUUUUGUGCUGCAGAAAUGAAUAAUUUCAUUGAAUAUUUGCUUAUCUUUUGAGUUAAAGUUAUACCUGUACGAACCAGAAGAUCUGGUUUUGCUGUGGAACGCUGUGUUGUAUCUGCAAAUGAAAAUAUGUACAUGUAUUUUGUUAACAUCUUUAGUAUAUUCCCUGUAUUGUUUGAAUUCCAUAUGUCAUUGUACUUAUAACAAUACGUUAUUUAUCCCUUAUACAUGUACAUAAAAUAUGCACUAUCAAAAGAGUGGUAUAUGGAUGUGUUAUAAUUCAUGGUUUUUAUUGCUAUUUAUACUCAGAAUAACACAGAAAAAUGUGAUUAAGAUAGUGAAUGUAAACAGUGAUUUUUUUUUGAAAUAAUGUCCACUGCCUGUGUCUUGCAUAUUUGGAGAAAAAAUCAUCAUUGGGAAAUUUAACAAUAUCAGGCCAAAAUAACUCAUGUAACUACAAGUAUAUUAAUUUUGUUUUUACUAUUUCAUGGAUACACUUUGCUCUAAAAGAGUAUGUCUGGUCAAUAAUGUGUUUAUUUUUCAGGACAUUAAUUGUAUUUUUAUUCAUUAAAGUAAUAUGUAUUUAUCAAAUUGGCAAACAGUUAUAAUUUUGGACAAUUUUUUACAAGGAAAAGGCAGUUAAUUGCACCGAAAAAAUCACUGGUAAAACAAAGAAAUUAUUUCCCAAAAUGCAUUAUUAGCUAUACCUCUGAAAGUGUCAUUCUCCGUUGGAGUGGUCAGCCCAUAUACACUUUCUCUGGGAAUGACUGAUGCAAUCUACAAAGUGACAAACGAUUUAGACAUUAUUAUGUUAGUUUGUAUAAUCAGGACUUUAAACUGUCGUAGCAACAAUGCUUAAUGUACCAGUUGGCAUCAUCAUUAAUAAAUUCUGUU
This is a messenger RNA of Mya arenaria, 5227 nucleotides long. RefSeq names its product putative nuclease HARBI1. The record is from RefSeq and is a predicted model, not a curated record. NCBI's taxonomy places the organism in Eukaryota, Metazoa, Mollusca, Bivalvia, Myida, Myidae. The transcript is spliced from 6 exons. The coding region runs from base 59 to 1084 and encodes 341 amino acids.